GGGCCAUGGCGGGGAGCGGCGGAGCCGGGGCGGCCCCGCGGGAGCACCGCCUGCAGCCCGGGGACACCCUGCAGGGGCUGGCGCUGCGCUACGGGGUGACGAUGGAGCAGAUCCAGCGCGCCAACCGCCUCUACUCCUCGGACAGCAUCUUCCUGCGAGCCACGCUGCUCAUCCCGGGACAGCGCCACAGCCCCGGGGACACCGGCGGGGACAGCCCCGGGGACACCGGCGGGGACAGCCCCGGGGACAUUCCCGGGGACAUUCCCGGGGACAGCCCCGGUGACAGCCCCGGCCCCGGCCCCGGCCGCUCCCGGCGCGACCUCUCGGCCUCGGAUUUCCUGCGGCGCUUGGACGCCGAGAUCGGGCGCUGCAAGGAGGCGGCGGCGCUGCGGCUGCAGGGCCCGGGCUCCAGCCCCGGGCCAGCCAGGGGUGGCCCCGCGUCCCCCCGGGUGUCACCGACCGUCCCCGCGUCCCCCCGGGGGGCCCGGCUGGGACCCCGACCCCUCACCAGGACCCCGCGGGCGGCCGCGCUCAGGGACAGCGAGGACGAGAUCUUCACAUUGUGA
Messenger RNA from Melozone crissalis (California towhee), 566 nucleotides. It is a transcript of the gene LYSMD1, whose product is annotated as LysM domain containing 1. The transcript is spliced from 3 exons. NCBI's taxonomy places the organism in Eukaryota, Metazoa, Chordata, Aves, Passeriformes, Passerellidae. The record is from RefSeq and is a predicted model, not a curated record. Bases 6 to 566 code for a protein of 186 amino acids.